AUGAUCAUUUUUGUUCCAGGGGAGAUAAACAUCACAGCAAGUGCAGAGGCUGUGAGCUCAAAUCAGCUCUGUGGGAAUGAAGUAGUGGAGGUGCCCACCAUCGGAAACAAAGACGUCAUGAUCAAGUCACUAUUAGUUGAGCCUGAAGGGAUCGAGAAAGAAGUGGUCUUCAACUCUCAUCUCUGUGCAGAUGGAAAACCUAAGUCCGAAUCUAUUCCCCUGUCAUUACCGGAAAAUGUUGUUGAAGGCUCAGCCAGGGCCUCCUUUUGUGUGCUGGGAGACGUUCUCGGGGGAGCAAUACAGAACCUCCACCAGCUUCUCAAGAUGCCCUACGGCUGUGGGGAGCAGAACAUGGCCCUCUUUGCCCCCAAUAUCUACAUCCUGAACUAUCUCAAAAAGACUGGACAACUGACCGAGGAGAUCAAAUCCAAGGGCAUCGGAUAUUUAGUGGCUGGCUAUCAAAGGCAACUGAACUACAAGCAUCCGGAUGGUUCUUAUAGCACUUUUGGGGAAAGUUCAGAGGAAGGGAACACUUGGCUGACGGCUUUCGUGCUGAAGUCUUUUGCUCCAGCGAGGUCCUUCAUCUCUGUGGAAGAAAAGCACAUCAUCGAUGCUCAGAACUCACUGACACUGAGGCAGGAGACGAAUGGAUGCUUUCGGAGCACAGGGUCUCUUUUUAACAAUGCCCUCAAGGGGGGAGUUGAUGACCAGAUCACUCUUUCAGCUUACAUCACCAUUGCUUUGCUGGAAGUGCCGCUAUCUCCCUCCUUCUUUGUGGUGGAAAAUGCUUUAGUUUGCUUGGAGGAGGCAUCUGAAGCUAAAGAGAUCCACGUUUAUCUCCGGGCUCUGUUGGCGUACGCCUUUGCUUUGGCGGGGAAAGAGGAGAAGAAGCAAGAAAUGUUGGACUUCCUUCUAAAAGUAGCUGUGAAGGACGAGGACGGCUCCAUCCACUGGGAGAGGCCUGGGAAGCCAAAGCAGAGGUCCGAUUUUCCAUUCUACUCGCGUGCUCCCUCUGCUGAGGUAGAGAUGACUUCCUAUGCGCUCCUUGCUUGCCUGACCAAAAAACCAACCCCGUCCCAGGAAGAAUUAACUAUAGCAGCUGCCAUUGUCAAAUGGUUGCUCAAACAACAGAAUUCCAAUGGAGGAUACUCCUCUACACAGGAUACGGUGGUGGCUCUCCAGGCCCUCAGCCAGUACAGGACAAUUACUUAUUCCAAGGAUGGCAUCGACACCAGAGUGACCUUGAGUUCAGGAGAUGCUGUCCUGACAGAAUUCCAUGUCAACAGCAACAACUCUCUGCUGCUCCAGUGCCAGGAGCUGCCCCAAGUGCCAGGGGACUACAUGGCUGAGGUGACCGGUUGCAUCUUUAUGCAGACCGCCUUGAAAUACAAUGUCCCUUUGCGACAAGAAGAUGCACCAUUUAGGCUGGAUGUGAAGACAGUUCCUGAGACUUGCACAAGAGCCAAAGCUCACGUCACAUUUGACAUUGCCGUGAAUGUCAGUUACACUGGCCAACGUCUGGUUUCCAAUAUGGCAAUGGUCCAGAUUAAGAUGCUAUCCGGAUUCAUCCCGGUGAAAUCCAGUGUAAAAAAGCUGGAAAAACAGAGUCAGGUGAAGAGGACUGAAGUGAACAUCAAUCAUGUCCUGCUAUACUUGGAGGAGGUAAGCAACACAAUCCAGACUUUCUCUUUCACAGUGGAGCAGGAGACACCCAUCCAGGGUCUGAAGCCUGCCUCAGCGAUUGUCUACGAUUACUAUGAAACUGGUGAACUUGCUACAGCCGAGUACACUGCCCCCUGCAGUACAGAUUCCGACCGACAAAGCCAACAGAGUAGACAUCUUUGA
Molecule: messenger RNA, 1845 nt
Organism: Protobothrops mucrosquamatus (brown spotted pit viper)
Lineage: Eukaryota; Metazoa; Chordata; Lepidosauria; Squamata; Viperidae
Product: alpha-2-macroglobulin-like
Exons: 16
Coding region: 1-1845 (614 amino acids)
Cellular component (GO): extracellular region
Source: RefSeq, a predicted model, not a curated record